Messenger RNA from Patiria miniata (bat star), 3220 nucleotides. RefSeq names its product forkhead box protein B1-like. Lineage: Eukaryota; Metazoa; Echinodermata; Asteroidea; Valvatida; Asterinidae. The coding region runs from base 511 to 1506 and encodes 331 amino acids. Gene Ontology annotation, biological process: regulation of transcription by RNA polymerase II; anatomical structure morphogenesis; cell differentiation. The transcript has a single exon. The record is from RefSeq and is a predicted model, not a curated record. Gene Ontology annotation, molecular function: RNA polymerase II cis-regulatory region sequence-specific DNA binding; DNA-binding transcription factor activity, RNA polymerase II-specific.
AGUGGCUUUAUCAACAAGCGCGCCCGCCUACAUUGGUGGGCCCAGUGAUGCCAUCUCAUCAAGCUCAAUGCGCGGAUUGGUACAGUAUCUUUUGCCUCAUUUGGCAGGCUGGGAGUUUGAGCAGUGCCCCGCUGACGAAGCUUGCCCGGCCGACUGGUUGGUUAAGUACCCGAUCACCUACAGCCUUUCUCCAAAUUGAAAAAAAGCAACGAUGCGUUUGUGAGAGUUCUUGCGGCGGUCAAAUGCCUACGUACAAACCCUCAGUCUUAUUCCGUAUGAUGCCGGGGCAGACUUGCAUUUGAGGGAAAAAUCUGCAACGCAGUGCACUUUGCUUACUCAACUCCACCGAGCAAAGUCAGUUUCUUGAAUUGAGCUCAAACUCUCAUUUUAAAAGAGUGCUGUUGCUAAAACUGGAAGUCAGCAAAAUUUUGCUGUACGCUGCAUCGCACAGUUGACUCAGUAUUAGUGGAUUUUUGCCUCCGUUGUUUGCUCAAGGAGUUUGAAGUCGCCAUGCCUCGACCAGCGAGGAGCACGUACAGCGACGCCAAGCCGCCGUACUCGUACAUUUCCCUCACGGCUAUGGCGAUACAGAACUCAGGCGAGAAGAUGCUACCGCUGAGCGAUAUCUACAAGUUCAUCAUGGAUCGGUUCCCGUACUAUCGCAAGAACACCCAGCGAUGGCAGAACUCUCUCCGGCACAAUCUGUCCUUCAAUGACUGCUUCAUCAAGAUCCCUCGCCGGCCCGACCGCCCGGGGAAAGGCAGCUACUGGGCCCUGCACCCCCUCAGCGCUGAUAUGUUCGAGAACGGCAGUUUCUUGCGACGCCGUAAGAGAUUCAAAUCUCCUAGGAUCACCGCCAUUGACCACAACCUUCAGAUCAAGCAGAUCGACUCGGCUAAGAUCUUCCAAGAGCAAGCCAAGAUAGGACUUCCACCAUUCGCUGCGUUGGGCUCGCUAUCGCCGUACGCAGUUCCUGUACCGAGUAUGGCUAUGACAUGUUGCACGGCUAGCUCGCCCACCUACCCGUCCAAACACGGUUUCAUCCCCUCCACCAGUCCCACCAUGAAGCAGGCUUUCACCAUCGAGAAUAUCAUCUCGCCGGAUUUCAAACCCUCUGCAGCCAAAUCGGGACCACAGACAAUCAAAGUUGCAAAGGCUGUCCAGUCGGCGUUGUCCGCCACGACGACGAGUUGCUCGAACCUACCGAGUCCGACCUUCACUGGCAAGGGGGCCUGGACCUCGAUCGCCCCGGCAGUUGGCCGCUGUGCUGCGCCCCUAUCGCCGGAGGAGCGUGCUUACCUGAGCGAGUACACGGCCCAUUGCAGGACGAUCCUACCGCCCUCAUUCCCACCGACUCCAGCGUUUCCCCUGCCGAUCAAGCCCACCGUGCACGGGUUAGGCGUCACCUCACACACCGGUGCUAUGCUCCCCUCGCUAUCCACCUCUGGUCCCAUCGUGCAUGACGGUGCGCUCGUAUCCAAGUGCAAUAGGCCAACGCUCGUAUAGUUGUACUCCCUCAUUCCAUCCCAGAACCCUGUCAAUACCUACAACAUUCAAAUUAUAACUGUAGCUCAAGCUGUUGCAUGGGGGACUGCUAUGAGUUUGUUUCGUGGGACCAAUACAUCUAACGGAGCACCUUAGGUACAGGUGUGUACACAAACCCUAUCUUUUAUUUUAAAAACACACACCAAUUUCAACAGUAAUAACAUCAACGUGCUUUUAUUGUUUGCCAUGUUUAAACCAUUUGCAACGCAAAGACGAUCAUGCUAGUCAUAUUUUCCCUGAAAUAACAAAAAUCUCUGUGUAUUCAUCGCAUGAUUGCAAUCGGAGACAUUUGGAGUCAUACCGUACAUUUGGUUCACAGCUAAAAUGAAUCUUGAGUUGACAGGUAAGGAUCUUUAAUCUGCACAUGCGCCACAUUAACUAGUGAUUAAGUAUUUACAUUCUAAGUUCAAAAAUGUAUAAUUAACUACCGCAAUGCAAUAGCAAUGGCAGAAAUGGUAUCCAAGAUAAAAAAAAAACCACCUAAUAACUAAAUAUAUAUGCGAUUUCCAAACAAAUCUUGACAUGGUAACUUGAGAGGUUCUUGUACACGUUUGUACAUCGUAUACCUGAAAGCAUAUCUGUCCUAAAAAUCUAAACUUUCUACCAGAAGUUCUUGUCUAUAAAAUGCUACACUCUAAAACUGUGUUUAGCAAUUAAACACAAUCUUGAUAUCACUUUGUAAACAUGUUUAGAAGCUAAACAUUAUUGUGUUCAAUUCCUAAACAUCAAUGUGCAAUUCCUAAACAUCAAUGUUCAAUUGCUUAACACUAUACAUCCUUACUCCAUCACGUUCAGUAUUUAAACAUGUUUACAAACUGAUAGCAAGAAAGUGUUUAGAAAAGUGUUUAAUUGCUAAACACAGUUUUUGUAGUGUAACCUACUUUAUACAUCAGAUUUUGGAGAGCCUAUGAUAUCUCAUUUGAUCCAUUUCAUUAAGAGAUUAACUUUCGCUGUCAUAUUUUUAAAUAUACAUCAAGCUGAUAUGUAUUAUGUAAGAACAUUUGCCCGAUUGGUUUCUUCGAAGUUGUUAACUUGAUUCCUUGAGUUUGCAUAGGGAGUGGAAUCAUCACUGUCAUCAAACAGUGUAGGCCUCAGAGUUGUAAAAGAUGAUCUUCCCAUAAAGGGGUCAAAUGGACAUUUUCUCCCUGCAGAGGUUCCCCUCAAAUGUAUAGCAGUACUGAAUCCUUCUCCAAAUACCGAAGUGCAUAUUUAGAUGCUGAAAUAGUUAAUUGUGCAACAUCAAAGUAUGCUCAUUGAUUGAAUCUUCUCCUGUAUAUUUGACAAAGAAUUGUAAAUAAUAUUAACUUCAAACUGUUGUACAUAAAAUACUCCUGUACUGUAUAGUUAUGUGACAGAAAUAAUACUGUUUAUUUCCAAAUUUCCUUUGAAGUUUAUUUUUGGUUGAUUUUCCCACCGCAAUCAUCUCCAUUGGGGUAGUCACGUGACAGUUAGUUGAGGUAAAACACAAAUAGUACACGUUGAAGACAACAAACUGACCAAUGGGUGAUCGUUUAGCAUAGAUUAAUUUUGAUUUUCAGAAACAGUUAUUACGUGUUAUGCGAUUGGUUAAGUGGAAGGGUUUAGUGUUUAAAGUUUAUCUUGUAUCUUUUUACUUUCAAUGGUUCAACAGCCUUAAACUUCUACUCCCGGCAUUAAAGUUUUGAAAUACAUGUUA